AUGGCACUACAGUACAGGAGUGCGUGUAGCAGUACACAGUACGGGUCGUACGGCAGUACAGUGCAGGAGUGCGUGUGCAGGGGGCUGGAGGGCGCGGUGCAGCACUGGGAGCAGGAGGCGGGCGCGGCGCGCGAGCUGGCCGCCGCGCGCCAGCACCAGCUCGCCACACUGGGUGACCUGCUCGAUGCUGCCAAGGCCAAGCUGGCGGGCGCGGCGGAGGGCGAGGCGGCGGCGGCGGCGGCGGCACGGCGCGAGGCGGACGCGGCGUCGGCCCGCGCGCAUGCGCUGGCCGAGCGCCUCGCGCACGCACAGCGACAGCUAGACCGCGCGCACGACGACGCGCGCCGCCUGCACGACGACGCGCUGGUAUCACGGAACAACGCUAAAUCCACCAUCUCAGAAUUAGAGUUUCAACUCGAACAGCUUCGACAAGAGAAAGCGGCGCUGCAAGGCGAAGUUAAGACUUUGCAGGAAAAUAUUUCCGAGCUGCAGAUACAGGUGCAGGUGGCGUCUGAUGAGAAGCUGGCGUUGAUGUCGCGCGCGGGAGAAGCGUUAGCGCGCGCUUCCGAUCUCGAGCGCCAGCUGCAGGAUGCACGCGCCCGCCACGCGCAGCUCGCGCGCGACCGCGACCGCGACGAAGCAGAAUGGAAACAAUUCCAAAGCGAUCUCCUUAUGACAGUCCGCGUCGCGAACGAUUUUAAAACUGAAGCACAAAGAGAACUUGAGCGACUUGUUUCUGAGAAUAAAAUUGCCAGAGAUCGUAUCCGACUUUUGGAAGACCAGAUACACUCAAUGAAAGGUUUUAACAGGUCAGAUUCAACAGAUAGCGUUCAAAACUGUUCUGACGAUGAUAAAAGUUUUUUCAAAGAAUCUGAUGAUGGUGAAUUACAGGACGAUAAUUCAUCCAAGGCCAUAUUUCGAAAUAUCAGGACACGGUAUCUGUCUAGAGUACAUAGCGUUUCUGAUCCAUCUUUGAAAGAUACCAGUAUAGUCGAUCAAGCGUUUUUUAAACUGAAUAGCGCCAGUUCAAAAGAAGACUUAAAUCUACCAAAAACUUUUAAAAUAGACAUAAAGAACGUGACAACGGAUGAGACAAACGAUGAUGAGAUCAGCAAAGAGGAAUCUUUUGAUAAUAAUACCGAAAGAAUUGGUGGUAAAAUAAUAGCGGAAGCCGUCCUACCUCCCUUUAGAACCAAAGAGUUAAUGAGGCAAAAUGCUAUUGACUUUUAUGAACAAAGGUUUAGAAGACAGGACGCUUUAGAUUGUUCUAUUAACUUAGAUUUGAGUAGCUACAGGCGUAAGUUAGUUUCUAAGUCAGUGUCUAGUGAUGUAAAUCUAUGUAGAAGUAAAACGAAGUCUACUAAACAUUUUUCGAGUUUGUACAAUGGCAAACUAAAAUCUCUUAGUAUGGAUAAUCUUAGUUCGAGUCAUGCAUUUAAAGACGUUUUAAAAGAAGCUACCAGUAUAGAGUUUUUGGGAAGUCAUAAUUUUAGUGAUAUUUCUCUUUAUACCGACGGUUCAGAUAGCGUUUUUCUUUCAUCGCCUACUGUAAAGAACAAUAACGUUACUUUCGAAGUAGAAAAAAAUACAUCAUUUAGCCCAAAAGCAUGUCCAAAUGAAUUUAAAGAAGGCUUAAAAAACGAUGUGUUAAUUCAGCCUCUGCAGGACAAUAUACCGCUGGUACUUUCAAAUGAGAUUAUGGAAAAAGAUUUGAAAAAGGUGAACGAGGAACUGAAAUUAAAUUUUAAAGCAGCAAUCGACAGAAUGGCUAGUAACAAUAAAAGUGAAAAUUCUUCAUCACAAAUGACAAUUCAAUUUGAUAAGCCAAAGGUAAAUAAUGGGAACGUGUCUCCAUUGAAUAUUGACCAUAAACAUACAUUUGUAAAUGGUAAUAGUUCCCUAGAAAGUUGUGCAAAAACAGAAAAUUAUAUUGAAAAAACCAAAGAAAUUUUUUAUAAUGGUAGUACGACCUCAGUUUUAACCCAAGACAGUAAUGUUAAUGCUAAUCUAAUAAAAGGCACAUAUUAUGAUGAUUUUAAUAAACAAGUUAAAGAUAAUAUAGAAACAACUCUUGUCCCAACCUACCUACAAGAUGAUGUAAGCUACCGGUUAAAAAUUCAUACUUUAAACGACGCCUCUACAACAUCUACCACAGUUGCAACACACAAUAAAAUUUCAAAUACGUGGAAUAAUCAAGAAAAAAGAAAAAACCAAGUCAAGACAUUUCUAGCGCCAAUCAACAUAGUAAAUGCCAACAUUGAUAUUACCGAUAGUAAAGCAUCCCCAAUUAUUAUAAGCCCGGUGUUAAUACAGCCAAUUUUUUUUAAAGCGAAUACCGUAGCAGAAAUAGAUAUACAAAAACCUGAACCAAAGAGAGGCACUGUGUAUUAUGAUGACAUUGAUCAAGUGGUUGUGGCUGACACUACAAGUUGUAAUAAAUCAAUUGAAUUACCACAAACAGAUAGUCCUAAAAAGAAAGGUAUGUACCAAAAGAAUGUAAAGGUAAAACAACUGCCUAAUUUCUCUUGGAAAUCUUCAAGCGAAAAUUUAACAGUACCUUGUACGCUCGAUUCAAAUAUAGUAUCCAAACCAGUAAAUAUGCCAAAGUCUAACUUAAGUAAAAUAUCAAAAACACCCGAGUGGUUAAUAGACAAUCAUUACUACCAACCUCUGGAACCUACUCCAAUAGCUUCCAACAGAACAAAAGUAAAUAAAUGUAAUAUUGAGGCAGAAUCUAACAAAAUAUUAGGAAAAUGCACGAGUGUUAUAAAAACGUCUGUGUCUAACAGUGACAAAGUAAAGGAAUGUGUACAGGAGAAUUAUUACGAGGAAAUAGGGCAACAUAGUAAAAAUGUAGCUGACGAUGAGAAGAUUUCUAAUCAAAUGUUAGAUGACCUUCCCGUUGUUACAAGGGAGGAGAUACUCAAAGUUCCAAGAAAACCGAAGAGACCAAAGAAACAAGAAACAAAACAGGCCGCUAAUAACCUUGGAGACACGGUUACUAAUGUGAAAGAAGUAGCAAAUUUCACUAAAUCUGUCAUAUCUCUUUCUAGAUCUCCGAGUGCUAAGGACUUGAUAAAGAAUCAAAGUAGCUCUAUAGGUGGUGUUGUGCAGAAUUUAGAGAAAAAAUCACCACUACCAGAUGCAAGGAGAACAGGGGUAGAACGAACGAGAAAACUUUCUCUCCAAGGCCAGAAAGUAUCUAAAAUGAAUACCAACACGGGAUCACUGCCUCGGGAACCGAAAACCUACCACUGGAAGACUCUGGAGCAUAAGCGACUCUCCCAUCCGAUAAGAUCACUGAAUGAUCCCCUGCCUUCAAGACCUCUACGUAAGUUAGGCUUCUUUGUGACAACAACUAAGCGUCCCGUGUGA
Messenger RNA from Parnassius apollo (apollo), 3375 nucleotides. Lineage: Eukaryota; Metazoa; Arthropoda; Insecta; Lepidoptera; Papilionidae. The record is from the annotation of a GenBank genome assembly.